This is a messenger RNA of Uranotaenia lowii, 604 nucleotides long. Its product is annotated as trypsin-like. Gene Ontology annotation, biological process: proteolysis. Gene Ontology annotation, molecular function: serine-type endopeptidase activity. The record is from RefSeq and is a predicted model, not a curated record. NCBI's taxonomy places the organism in Eukaryota, Metazoa, Arthropoda, Insecta, Diptera, Culicidae.
UGUUUAGGUUGUACCAUUCAGUGCACCAUGAAGCUGUUCUUGACUAUUUUGGCUUGUUUGGCCCUUACUCAGGCGGCCGAGAUCCGCUAUGAGGAAAUCGUGUCCGUUCGCGAUGCCCAGAUGCGUCAGAAGGAUACCCGUAUCGUCAACGGACAUCCUGCGCCAGCUGGACGUUUCCCGUAUCAGGUCCAUCUGACUGGUUUCACUAAUGCUGGAGCUCUGAGCUGCGGUGGUUCAGUAAUCUCGUCUACCUGGGUUCUGACUGCUGCUCACUGUCAAGUCAAUGUCAACAGCUUCAACAUCAUCCUGGGAUCGCACCCUGCGAUGCCCCGUACCAGACCCGUACCUCAGCCCAGAUCGUCAUCCCACCCCAACUACAACCCGAACAACUUGAACAACGACAUCGGUCUGAUCCGUAUGGGAACUCCAGUUACUCUGGGAGGAAACAUCCAUGCCGUCCGCAUUCCUCAUCACGGAACUAGCACACCAUUCCCGGAUCUCGUGCCACCGUUUCCGGAUGGGGCCUCACCUGCCAGGGAACUGGCUGCGUGAUCCCGAACGAAAUGCGAUGGGUUGACAUGAGCAUCAUCUCGAACGCCAGUGC